Messenger RNA from Eruca vesicaria subsp. sativa (arugula), 1056 nucleotides. Lineage: Eukaryota; Viridiplantae; Streptophyta; Magnoliopsida; Brassicales; Brassicaceae. The record is from the annotation of a GenBank genome assembly.
AUGUGGAUGAUGGGUUACAACGAAGGAGGUGCUGAUUCCUUCAACGGAGGAAGAAAGCUUCGUCCUCUCAUCCCACGCCUCUCUUCUUUCCCUACUGCCGCCGCAAACACCAACUCUGACCACCGCUUUAAUAUGGCAGUGGUGACAACAAUGACUGCGGAGCAGAACAAGAGGGAGCUGAUGAUGCUAAACUCAGAGCCUCAACAUCCACCGACAAUGGUGAGCUCACGGUGGAAUCCGACACCUGAUCAGUUAAAGGCCCUUGAAGAGCUUUACCAACAAGGAACAAGAACUCCUUCGGCCGACCAUAUCCAACAAAUCACCGCCCAGCUACGACGGUACGGGAAGAUCGAAGGCAAAAACGUUUUCUAUUGGUUCCAAAACCACAAAGCCCGAGAACGUCAAAAACGGCGACGACAGAUGGAAAAUGGCCACGAUGAAUCAGUCUUUACGACAACGAAUCUUGUCUCAAACCAAGGAUUCGACAAGAAAGAUCCACCAGGUUACAAGGUUGAACAGACCAAGAACUGGAUAUGUUCGGUCGGUUGCGACACACAGCAAGAGAAACCUCAUGACCAUCAGCAUCAGGAGGAACCUAUCUCAGUACCGAUGGUAGCAACGAAACGCAAUGGUCGUCAUGGAGGAGACGAGAUACAAAGCUUUCCUGUGAGAAAUUCCAUGUGGCAGAUGAUGCAGCUGCCACCUGGACGCUACCCUUCUUCACAACAUCAUCAUCAACAAAUCAAUCUCAACGCAACUACAGUUUCGUCAAACUUGUCUACUAGCAGCAGUAACGUUCCCGCGGCUAAAGAUACAGUCACAUUUUCACCUUUAUUUCCAAGGACAAGAGCAGCAAGGAACACAGAGACUUGUGAUGAUAAUAAAGAUCAAGAACAACAUGAAGAUUGCCUAAACGGUGAACUGGAUCAUCAGGAACAGACACUAGAGUUGUUUCCGUUGAGAAAAGAAGGUUUUGUUAGCAGUGGUGGGGAUGGUGGGAAAGAGAAAGAGGGUGACAAUCACUGCUUUUAUGAGUUUCUUCCGUUGAAGAACUAG